Drosophila hydei is the source of this 2177-nucleotide messenger RNA. RefSeq names its product protein ERGIC-53 (gene ergic53). Gene Ontology annotation, cellular component: Golgi membrane; endoplasmic reticulum-Golgi intermediate compartment; COPII-coated ER to Golgi transport vesicle. Gene Ontology annotation, biological process: endoplasmic reticulum organization; Golgi organization; endoplasmic reticulum to Golgi vesicle-mediated transport. The record is from RefSeq and is a predicted model, not a curated record. The coding region runs from base 36 to 1619 and encodes 527 amino acids. Lineage: Eukaryota; Metazoa; Arthropoda; Insecta; Diptera; Drosophilidae. The transcript is spliced from 5 exons. Gene Ontology annotation, molecular function: D-mannose binding.
AGGCCAACAAUAGUGGCGCUGUCAAACUGUGAAAGAUGCCAGCGACCGGGUCGAAAUUACUGCUGCCAACAAUUUGCAAAUUUCUGGCCAUUUUCUGCAUAAUUAUUACACAGAACAAUGUGGCUGGCAACGUGAAUCCCACCGCCAUCGGCGUGCACAGACGGUUUGAGUAUAAGUACUCGUUUAAGCCACCUUAUCUGGCUCAGAAAGAUGGGACCGUACCGUUUUGGGAAUACGGUGGAAAUGCCAUCGCCAGUGCGGAAAGUGUACGCGUGGCGCCCUCACUGCGCUCACAGAAGGGUGCCAUCUGGACGAAAUCACAGACAAACUUCGACUGGUGGGAUGUGGAGAUUGUGUUCCGUGUAACGGGACGUGGACGCAUUGGUGCCGAUGGUCUAGCCUUCUGGUAUACGACAGAGAAGGGUGACUAUAAUGGUGCUGUGUUUGGCUCCUCGGACCGUUGGAACGGUCUGGCCAUCAUCUUUGAUUCGUUCGACAACGACAACAAGCACAACAAUCCUUACAUCAGUGCCGUCGUAAACGAUGGCACCAAGCAGUACGAUCAUACGAAUGAUGGCGCAACGCAGUUGCUUAGUGGAUGCCUGAGAGAUUUCCGUAACAAGCCCUUCCCCACUCGUGCCCGCAUCGAGUACUAUAACAAUGUGCUCACCGUGCUCAUUCACAAUGGCAUGACGAACAAUAAUGAUGACUACGAGUUGUGUCUGCGCGCCGAUGGAGUGCAGCUGCCCAAAAAUGGUUACUUUGGCGUUUCGGCGGCAACUGGUGGCCUGGCCGAUGAUCACGAUGUGUUCCACUUUUUGACCACGUCGCUGCAUGCUGCGGGCCAGGUACAAGAGCCACCAAAGGUCGACAAUCAGGAGAAGCUGACGCAGGAAUAUCAGGAAUACCAGGAUAAGCUGGAGAAACAAAAGCAGGAAUAUAAAAAGGAACAUCCAGACGAAGCGCACAAAGACGAUGAGGAAUGGGAAGAGUUCUACGAGUCGACGAAUCAGCGUGAGCUGCGUCAAAUUUGGGAAGGCCACCGCCAAAUCGCUGAACAUUUACGCGAACUGUCACGCAAGGUGGACGAGAUUAUUGGGCGUCAGGAGAACACACUCUCUCUAGUCUCGCGGGGCCUGGCUGCCAAUGCAGGCCAAGCGUUGCCUCCCUCUGCAGCUGGACAAGCAGCUCUACCACAGCUGCCUGCUGGCGUCGGCGUCACACGGCAAGACGUGGACUUGCUGGUCGCUAAUCAGAACAUUUUACUUACUACCAUACGGGAGAUACGUCAACUUGCUGGCGAUAUCAAUGUGCGCACUGAUAAUAUACAAAUAAAUCAGAAGAAUGCGCCCACAGCGCAAAUUCAAUCCACAGGCUACGAUGUACAAGCAUUGAUAACCGAAAUGCGUGAUGGCAUGAAUCAAGUGAAGCAAGGCAUCUCCCACGUGGGCCAGAGAUUGGGCAUGCCACAGGCCUCGGCCCAGACAGCGUCUUGUCCUACCGGCAGCUGCGUGGGUGUUACGUUGUUCCUAAGCGUUACAGUUGUGCAAUUGCUGCUAGUAUUUAUCUACAAUAUAUUCAAAAACCGCAGCGAGGCGCAAGCGAAAAAGUUCUAUUAGGCCUUCGGCUCAACUAACCAAAACAACAUCUAAAACGAACACUCAGCACACACACACACCUGACUAGGCGGCAACUGAAUUUAGUUGGAAUGAAAUACUUAAGACUUCAGCGUAGUUUUCUCUACACAAUAUUAUAUAAUUGUUUGUUUUACGUAGACCUAAUUGAUUGAAUACCGCGCUAAGGUCCCAACAAAAAAAAAAAAAAAAUGAUAUGUGACUUAAUUUGAUAACACAAAAAACUGAACAAGUAAACUAGAACAAUGAAGAAGCCUCAUGACAAAAGCCACAAGACAAAUUUCAUGCACUUCUAGUACAGAAUCUAGUAGAGCUAACCAUAUCCAUAACUCUAUUUUUCCUCUUCCAUACAUUGUGUUUGUAACCUAUCUGUUUUUUCUUAGCCAAGUCUAAAGUUUCGGUCUACACUCAAUAACUGUGCAUAUCAGACGUGUGCAGCCGCAUUUCAAAGCAGAAAAAAAAAUAUGUAAGGAAAAAAAUAUAAAAUGUAAAACCUCUAUGAAAUAAUAAUACAUAAUGAAUUCCGUAAAUUUAGCCAAUAAA